Molecule: messenger RNA, 1110 nt
Organism: Adineta steineri
Lineage: Eukaryota; Metazoa; Rotifera; Eurotatoria; Adinetida; Adinetidae
Source: the annotation of a GenBank genome assembly
AUGUCUCAUAAUGUUCGUGAAUCAAAUAUUCUUCUUUGUGGUUCAUCACGUGUUGGUAAAAGUACUCUUAUAAAUGCAAUAUGUCAACAAAAUCUUAUUAAAUCUAAUCAAAGUUUAAAUUCUAAUACAAAAACUAUUGAACAAUAUUCAUUUGAAAGUUCAUUUAAUAAUUCAAUACAUAAAACAAUAUUUUGGGAUACACCAGGAAUUGAAUCGUGGAAUGAAGAUGAUAUACAUAAUUAUAUGGAUUCAUUAAUUGAAAAAAUACAUCCAAUAUGUAUGAUAUAUUGUGCUUCACCUGGUUCAUUUGCUUUAGUAAAUCAUCUUGUUUGGAUAGUUAAUGAAUGUCAUAAAAAAAAAAUUUUUUGUGCACUUGUUUGUACGAAUAUGUGGUCAGGAAGAAAUCGACAAAUUGUUAUCGAUGAAUUUUGUAGAAUAUUGAAUAAUGUUCAUCCACAAAUCAAAUCAACUAAAGAAGAUGGAAUUAUUUAUUAUGAUAAUGUUGCUUUAGUUACAAUGGUUAAUAGUAUUGAAUAUAUUGAUGAAGACUUUAAUGUUAAUAAACCACAAUCCGGUAUUGAUGAGUUAAUAUUUGGUAUUGGAAAAUGUCUUCAACGAGAUUUUAUGUUUGCAUGGUUAAGAACUGUUUCACAUAAUAAAUCUUUUUGGAAAAAUAUGUCAUCAAAAUUAAAUAUACUUUUUCAAUUUCCAUAUGAAAAAUUUAAUAAUUUUUAUCAACAUGCAGAAAAUUUUCUUGAUUAUCUUUUUAGUUUUGAUGAUGAUGUUGCUGAUUAUCAAUGUACCACAUAUACAAACACAAAGGAUACAGAUGAAUCUAUAUUUCUUGAUGCAGAAAUGAUUGAAAAGCCUGAAGAUUCACAUGAAUCUAAAUUAAAAUUUAUUGUUAAAUCAAUAGAACUCGGUGUACAACUUAGUGAAGUUUUAGCACAAUUGGGUGCAACAGGUUCAAAUGCAGUUAAAUCAGAAACAACCAACGAACAAGAAAUUAUAAUUACUGCUAAAUUUAACGAUGAUGAACGUCUCAAGGCAGUAUGUAAUCUUUGUCAAAUAAUCAGUUAUGAUCAAGUUAAUUGCACAAUUGUUGAUUAA